Symbiodinium natans is the source of this 2676-nucleotide messenger RNA. The record is from the annotation of a GenBank genome assembly. NCBI's taxonomy places the organism in Eukaryota, Dinophyceae, Suessiales, Symbiodiniaceae.
AUGCGCAUUCCGACACCUUUCCCUGCCUUGCCUUGCCUAGGUGCCGACAAGGUGUACUCCGACUUCUGCUAUCGCCUCGACUUGAGGCACUACCAUCUUCGUUUUCGAAGUGACUACGAACACAGUGUGAUCUUCGACGAGGCCUCGGCUUCCUCGAUCAGGGGCAACUGGUUCCACGAACAAGAGGCAGAAACCAAGGACGGGCCAUGCAAGCUCUGCGAGACGCUGCCGCCAACAUUUCUUGCGCACACCGAAGCACUUCGGGCCAUCUCCUUCCACCCGGCACUGGACGGAGAGUGGGCGCUGUUGGACUUUGCGAUGCGGGCAACGCGCACACCCCUGGUCGAGAUGGGCAUACUCAUACCUCCGCAGAUAGACGAUGGAUUCGUUCUCGUCGGGUGGUUACUCCUGGGUCUAGCUGUGGAAGCAGCAGCAGCGGCACUUGCCGAGGUUCGGCGAGGAGUCUGCGGCCUUGGGUCCGGUGGCCGCCGCCUCGAAGAAGAGCCGGAGGACUUCACUGGUCCGGAAGGCGUAACCCGCCAUUUCGGCUGCAGCCUGGCUGUGACAAACUGUCCGGUGCCAGACUGGGCAGGGGACUCAGAGCAGGUUGAAAGUCGAUCGGAUGAACUGCUUCUGGUUGCUUUGGGUUUGGAGAUGAUGGGCAUUCUCAUUCUGCGUCUACCGCGGGUGGGCGGUUCCACCUUGCUGCAAGGCCUGCAAGGAGUGGGUCCCCAGGUUCAGGGGUCCCAGGAGACCAUGCGACACCUCCUGUUCUACAUUGACGGGGUGUUCAAGGAGCUUGGCAUCCGCUAUAUCGUUACUGAUGGAGUUCUACUUGGCUCGUACAAGUUCCGCGGCAUGCUCGACUGGGACGCCGAUGUGGAGGUGGUGCAGCACCGGGUGCGGCAGGAUGGGCACUUCCUGCGGAAGCAUGCCAAUGAGGCGAACUAUCUCCUCAUCGAGCUCAACUUGCGUGAGGAGUUCUGGGAUCCAGAUCGCAUCUGGCAGGUGCCGGUGGAAGGCAUACAACACUACAAUGAAAACGCUGCCUCUGUGGCAGGCCGGCUGUUCCCGGCCAUGGAGGACUCACACCUGUACGGCAUGUCGUUCUUCCGGCAUCGCCUGCGUCAUGUCCCGGAGUGGGAGGAGGUGGAGGUUGAAGUGGGCCUGAGGCCCUUACGGUGCUCACAGCUGCAAUCGGUGAUGUGGCAUUGGGUCGCCCUGAGGCCGUACCACUACAACUGCGUGGACGAAACGCAGGUCUUCAGCGGCAAAGACUGCCGCCGCAUCAACGCGCAGUCGUGCGGGUCGCGGAGAAAUGCUGUGCUCCGAGCGAUACGCGGCAUUCUGCCGCUGCCACCUUUGUGGUAUGAGUCCACACCAGGGUGUGCCGCAGUGCGUGGUGCUUCUGUGCCACCUGCUGACGAGGUCUCCCUGCUGGACUCGGACCGGGAUGUUUCGCAGCCCUUCGCCCGACUGCAGGUACGCCUGGACCAGGGCCUCCGCGUCGUCUUCUGCGUGGAGCUGCAGCACACUCUCCGUGACCUUGAGGACGCUGUCGACCAAUGGUGCACGGAUCAGAGUCUCUCUGGCUUGAGAGGUUGUCAUCUCAGGACUGCGUUCCCUCCUCGAACGUAUGCCGAUCCGGAUCAAACAAUAUCCGAUGCAGGGCUGGCGCCCAGCGCCACCCUCUUCGUCGCAUCUGAGCAGGGCGGUUCGAAAGUUGCAAAGAAACACCUGGUUGUGGACCUGCUGCAGGCCGGAUCAGACGGCGAAGAUGCGCUGUUCUUGCUGCCGCACUGGCGCCCGUGCUGGUCAGUCGCCGACACCUUCGUGGCGCCAGGUGUGCCACGAGCGCUGCGGCGACCAGUGCCAGGUAGAACUGCCUUGAACGGGUGGUCACUUUUCCCGUGGGGAACUGAGGACGAGGACAAGAUCUGGAAGCAGUAUGCCGCAGAGGACGGCCUUGGAAUUAGGGAAUUUGGGCGCCUGGCCCAUGAUGGCCUACUGCUGGAGGGCAAGCUCGAGGAGUACGAGCAAGCUUUCAGCGGCGUAGAUGAGGGCAAUGGCGUCAUCUCCCGGGCGUCCUUGGGCCAGCUUUUCGCCGGCCUGGGGAAGAAGUUGUCCGCCCAGGAGCUUGAUCAGAUCGUAGAUGAAGCCGAUGUCGGUCAUGAUGGCAUCGAUUUUGCGGACUUUCUUGGCCUUGCCCGCACUCACUUAGACUUAGCCGAGGUCGUUCGAUACUUGGAAACAACUCCAAAGAGAGUUCCUGCCACAGAUGAGGCCGUGGCUGGAAUGCUGGGCCACAUUACGGAGGUCCAUAGCGAGGCGGAGCUGGAUGCCAUCGUCGCCUCAGGAAACGACGUCGUCGUCAAGUUGGCCUUCACGUGGUGCAAGCCCUGCAAGGCUUUCGCGCCGAGAUAUGAGAAGUACGCAAAAGUCUACAAAGAGACCACCUUCCUGAAGAUCGUCGGGAAUGAGAAUGAGUCCUGCAAGCACUACGCGAAGGAAGUCUUGCGGGCAAGAAUCUCCCCAAUGUUUGCCGUCUAUUCCGGAGGAAAGCUGCUCACCAGUUGGAAUGGUGCCAACAACCAGCGGUUCAUGGACAAGAUGGAGGAGUUCUUGCCGUCGGCGCGGCAGUUCAUCAAGGAGCUUCAGGGCUUACGUAGGGUUUAG